AUGGCAUUGGCUGGCAGGACUGUCCCAGGCCGGGGGAACCUCGGAAGGCCAUGUCCCUUCAGCAUCGACCACAUCUUGUCUAGCCCUCCUCCGCCGGCCUUGCCCCUCUUUGGCCCACAGACCCAGGUCAAGAGUCCUGAGCCACCCAGGGGGUCCCACUCUCCUGGAGCCCUGCCUGAGGACCCUGAGGAGCUGGGGGAGCCAGGCCCAGCAGCCUGUGGCAUUUGCUGCUGCUGUGCCCACCAUGCCAGCCCCCAUGGGCUGCAGGAGCCUGCUGUCUGGCUGGAACUGGCCUCUCGGUCACUGCUCCUCGGCCCCUUGCGUAUCCUGUCUGUCCAAGAUUCCAGGUUUCCUUGGCCACUGAGGCUGCUUCCUGCUACAGGCCGGGUGUGCAAGGGGCCCCGGGGCCCCCCAACUGGGACCUUGCCCCCAUUCCAGCCCCUGCAGAGAAGAACCCGGCGGCACCGAACCAUCUUCAGCGAGGAGCAGCUGCAGGCCCUGGAGGCCUUGUUCCUGCAGAACCAGUACCCAGAUGUGGUGGCCCGGGAACAGCUGGCUCACCGCAUCCACCUCAAGGAGGAGCGUGUGGAGGUCUGGUUUAAAAACCGUCGGGCCAAGUGGCGGCAUCAGAAGCGGGCGUCAGCCUCAGCCCUCAUCCUACAAGGCACUAAGACGGCUCCUAAGGAGAGCUGCUGAGGCAUGCAGCUCCGGUGGGACAGCAUGAAAGAAAAGUCUGGGGACUCCCUGGGAGAGAAAGGGGGCUCAGAAUGGGGUGGCUGGCGGGGGAGAAUGAGAGCACCUUGUUCCCCUGGGUCCCUGAACUUUUCAUUCUCCUUGUCCCUUGCCCUUUGGCCUGAGGUGGGGGAGGGUCAGUAAUCUUGGUGGUGAAGGGGAGUGGGGGAGUUGAUAAAAGGGAAUGGCCUGCCCCUUGGCCCUGAUCCAGUCCCUCCACCCUCCUGACCAAGGAGGCCCACUCUGCCUCGUUCUUGGACCUUGGGUUAGCUGUGAAGGGCACUGAAAAAGGGGGCCAGACAGUGCCCCCACCCCCUUUAUGUCAGUCAGGAGCCUACAUAGAAUCUCAGAGUUUGAAAAUGUGGGAGGUCAUCUCGUCCAAGGUCUGAGGUGCCAGGACUUUGCUUGUCAAUCCCCCCCUCCAACCCAAACCUGCCAUCCAUAGCAUGCCUGUCUAUAGUCCCUUGUGAUCAUCUUCGACUGAAACUUCCCAUCACCUUCCAGUGACCACCCGGACCUCUAGUGGCUGCUAGCAACAGCUGACACCCAUUCAUGGCCCCUUUUCCCCGGGCUGGCUAGAGUGGUGGUAGCCUUGGGUCUCUGGGGCCCAGAUUUAUGAUUUGCCCAAGCCUGAGGGACUGCCUGGGUCCUGAGAGGAAAUUCAGGGGGUGAGGCCCCUACUAUGUGUUGUCCUGGGCUGACACAGGCAGGGAUGGGAGUGCCCAAAAUGCCAGGGCCUGGGUCCUGCUGUAUGUGGGUUAUUUGUCAGUCCAGGGCACCAGUUCAUAGUCUACUGAGGUGUGGACUUCUGACUAUUAAAGCCAGAGUGUUGGUAAGUUGGAAAAAUCAAAGGCGGGAGGUAUCCCUGGGGCCUGGCUUCCUAGAUGAGAUGAGAGCUGGGUGGCACCUCACAGCUUACUUAGGGCAUCAGCCUUCUACCCUGCAGCCCUCCCUUCAGUCUGUCUCCUCCCCGCUACGUCUCCCAGGAGGAACCUUCUGCGCUUCCCUAAUGCCUAGAUGAAAAAUCCCAAAUCUUUGUUUCUGCAUUGAAGUCCAAUACGAUUUGUCACCAAGGGCCUGCAGCAACCUGGCUUACCCCAAAUGCCCAGCCCAUCCAAGCCCUUGGGACUGACUCUUACCCUCUUUCAGAUCCAUAUGUGACCUUGGGCAAGUCAGAGUUUUAUGAGAACCCACCUGAGUCACUUACUAUCCACGUGACCUUGAAGCUGGGCUCUUCCUCUAGACCUCAGCUUUACAGUUUUUCUUUUCCUUAAAAUUGUGCAUAAAUUUUGUCUUUAUAUCAUUCUCUUUCCCAAUAUAUCCCUCUCUCUCUUGGUCCAGAGAGCCACCUCUUACAAAAAAGAAAAGAUAAAAAAAAUUGAUUCAACAAAGUUAAUUUCCAUGUUGUGAAAGUCUGACAUUAUGGGCAACAUCCCCCAGCCUUAGGUGUAGCCUCUGCAGAUGAGGGCACACUUCUAGUUCUCUGAAGACAAGCUUGGUCAUUAUACUCUUUGCCUGGCACAUAGUAGGCGCUUAA
Phascolarctos cinereus (koala) is the source of this 2269-nucleotide messenger RNA. Lineage: Eukaryota; Metazoa; Chordata; Mammalia; Diprotodontia; Phascolarctidae. The record is from RefSeq and is a predicted model, not a curated record.